CACUGACAGUUGUAAUGAAUUCCCAGCUAAUCUUCUAUUUACUGCAGUAUAAGAACUAGCGUCUAGCGUUACUUACUGUUCUUGCUCUUGUCCAUCUCCUUGGAAUGGACAAGCUACCGAUAUAUUCCCCACCGGUCGACCGGCUGCGACCAAGGCGGAACAGGUUGACACUGACACUUACAUUGUGUUGCCUAUCUGCAGCCGCCUUUCUUUUAUCUCUGUCCCAGCUCGCAUUCUUGGGGGGACCAUCCGUUCAACUCCCCCUCCAUGCUGAGCAGAUACUGCAGAAAUGUCAGAUGCUCCACGCAAAACCUGGCCCACCUCCCAACUUUCACCAGCGUACCCAGUCUGACCGUUUCGCCGAAGGAACCCGCGCGACUCUCAUUCGAAACGCGUCUAUUUGGACUGGAGAUGAUGAAAUCUCCCAGGGGGACAUCUUGCUCGACAAGGGCAUCAUCAAAUUUCUUGGACAUGCAAGCCCGGAUAUGUUCAGCGAGUUUAAGGACUUGGUCACUUUGGAUGUAGGCGGAAGUUGGGUCACACCUGGUAUAGUUGACCUUCAUUCCCACCUGGGCGUUGACAGCGCCCCAGCCCUCAAUGGCGCAGACGACACCAACUCAUUGAAGGGUCCUGUCCUCCCGUGGCUCCGCAGCCUCGAUGGGCUCAAUACGCACGACGAUGCCUACAGACUUAGCAUCUCCGGUGGCGUAACUACCGCAAAUGUUCUCCCUGGCUCCGCUAAUGCCAUUGGCGGUCAAGCCUUCGUUAUCAAGCUUCGCCCCACUGCAGAACGCUCUCCCUCGUCUAUGCUUCUUGAGCCACCUUAUACCCUCAAUGGCACGCAUGUUGAUCCGACCUUGCCUCCACGAUGGAGACAAAUGAAGCACGCGUGCGGCGAGAAUCCCAGUCGUGUCUACGGUAACACGCGUAUGGACACUUUCUGGGCUUUCAGACAGGCAUAUGACACGGCUCGCCAGCUUAAAGAGCAACAGGAUGCAUAUUGUACCCGCGCGCUGGCUGGUGAAUGGGAAAACCUCGGCGAGUUCCCGGACAACCUACAGUGGGAAGCGCUUGUCGAUGUGCUGCGUGGACGUGUCAAGAUCCACACACAUUGUUAUGAGGCGGUUGAUUUAGACGACUUUGUCCGUCUUACGAACGAAUUUCAAUUCCCCAUUGCUGCGUUCCACCACGCUCAUGAAACAUACCUAGUCCCGGGAACUCUCAAGCAGGCGUAUGGCAACACCCCUGCGGCAGCCAUGUUCGCUACGAACGCCCGGUACAAGCGUGAAGCGUACCGCGGGUCUGAAUUCGCUCCGCGUAUUCUGGCUGACAACGGGAUCGACGUUGUGAUGAAGAGUGAUCACCCUGUCCUUAACUCCCGCUUCCUGCUCUACGAGGCGCAGCAAGCGCACAUGUACGGCCUUCAGGCGAACCUCGCUCUUGCAGCUGUCACCUCGACGCCCGCGCGCAUUAUGGGGCAAGACCAUCGGAUUGGAUUUGUCCGCGAAGGGUAUGAUGCCGAUCUUGUCGUAUGGGAUAGCCACCCUCUCGCGUUGGGCGCAACGCCGCAACAAGUCUGGAUUGACGGCAUCCCCCAGCUGUCUGAGCCCGCUGUCUCCUACAAACCCGUGUCCUUCCAACAAGUCCCGCGCACACCAAACUUCGACCUCGAGGCUGCUGCGGCCAUUAAGUAUGAGGGUCUCCCACCCCUGAUGCCGAAGAAGGCAAAAGAUUUGGUGGUGUUUAUGAAUAUAAGUAGCAUGUUUAUGGCGGAUGGAAUAGGUGGUGUAAUGAAUGUGGUUGAAGGAGGGGAGAGUGUGGUGGUAGUCAAGAAGGGAGUGAUGCAAUGCUGGGGCAUUGCGACUAAUUGUGCGAACCAAUUCCCCCCGGAAGAUGCUGAGUGGAUCGACCUCGAGGGCGGUUCUGUCGCUCCUGGCCUUAUCUCUUACGGCUCUCCACUCGGAUUAGAAGAGAUUCAGGGCGAAAAGUCCACGCACGACGGCAAUGUCUUCGACCCUCUCAUCGGCUCUGUGCCAAGCAUUCUCGCGGAGAGCGAGCCCAUUAAAGCUGCGGAUGGUCUCCAGUUUAGUGGGCGUGAUGCGCUCCUCGCCUACCGCGCAGGUGUCACAGUAGGUAUCACCGCGCCGAGCUCAAAUGGCCUCAUUGCGGGGCUGAGUACGGCGUUCAGCACCGGUGCAGCUCACAGACUCCAGGAUGGGGCUGUCAUCCAAGAUGUUGCGGCACUGCAUGUACAAAUUGGUCACUCAAACAAAGGACCGAGCGUCAGCACGCAAAUCGCAGCAUUGAGGAAUAUACUGCUGGGUAAUCAGAGCGGCAGCAGGUUUGCAGAGGCUGCAGAGGGCACAAUACCCCUGGUCGUGCAAGUUCAAAACGCGGAUAUCAUUGCCUCGCUUAUUGAGCUGAAGAAAGAGGUCAAGGCAUCCACCGGCACUGACAUUCAGCUCACUAUUGCAGGUGCUGCUGAGGCCCAUCUCCUCGCGAAGGAACUCGGUGAGGCGGGUGUUGGUGUCAUCGUCACGCCUUCUCGUCCCUUCCCUAAUGACUGGGAAUCGAAGAGGAUAUUGCCUGGUCCGCCGUUGACCAAGGAGAGCGCGAUUACCACCCUCUUGGCUCACGGUGUCACUGUUGGUGUCGGUAUCGUAGAGCAGUGGAGUGCCCGCAGCACACGCUUCGAUAUAGCAUGGGCUGCUCUCGAGAGUGAUGACAAGAUCUCAAAGGAACAAGCUCUCGCACUUGCAUCAGUCAACCUCGAGAAGCUGUUAGGAGUCAAACCCUGUGGAAGACUCUGUGACAUGGUCGUAACCCGUGGCGGCACAGUCCUCGACUUGGAAGCCAAAGUCGUCGGCGUGGUCUCACCUCGCAGGGGCCUCGUGGACCUAAUCUAG
Suillus paluster is the source of this 2906-nucleotide messenger RNA. RefSeq names its product carbohydrate esterase family 9 protein. Gene Ontology annotation, biological process: purine nucleobase catabolic process. Gene Ontology annotation, molecular function: allantoinase activity. Gene Ontology annotation, cellular component: cytoplasm. The record is from RefSeq and is a predicted model, not a curated record. NCBI's taxonomy places the organism in Eukaryota, Fungi, Basidiomycota, Agaricomycetes, Boletales, Suillaceae. The transcript has 18 exons. Bases 105 to 2906 code for a protein of 933 amino acids.